AUGACUGAAGUGGAUGUUUUUAUAAGCAAUUACACUCUAGUUGAUCCAGAAAUUUAUGAUUUAUGGAUAGAAGGACAUACAGCCAGUGAAGCUGUAGCUAUCCUCGACAAAAAAGGUCUUGGCAAAGAAACUGGAGCCUCGUUGGAACUCAUUGCCAGUGAUGUCUUGGAUCAUUAUCGUACCUAUUCCUUGCUAGAGAAACUAUUAAGUAAUCCCAGCAAGUUACACGAACAAAUGGCUUUUCAAAUUGAACCAGAUACUAGACAAUUACUUAUUGAAAAAUAUUACGAGUUCAAUGAUGUAGUUGUCAGGGAACUAUUAGGGAAAAAGUUGAGUUCUAAAAAUAGGAAGGAUUUAGACGAAGUUGCAGAUAAAACUGGAAAGCCUUUGAAGUCUUGUAGGAGACAAUUUGACAAUAUCAAAAGGGUAUAUAAAAUCGUAGAAGAGAUUCCAGGUUCUAUUGUUGAAAAUAUAAAAAAGUAUUUCUAUUUAUCAGACGAAUUAGCUAAAGAAUAUGCCAGUAUUGUGUUUUUGUCAUCCAUAAGAUUUGAAACAUCAAAAAAGAAACUUAAUACAAUGAGUUUUUCUGGUUGGAAAAAAUGUUGUGAAGCAAUAAUGGCUCAUUGGACUUAUAAAUUAGUAGGACCUGAAUAUUAUGACACUGAAAUGGAUAAAGAAUUUUUGUUGGAAUUAAGAGAACUUAAAGUAUUGUUGGAUAGGGAAAAAGAACAUAAACAAUUAGUUUGUGUUACUCUUAAACCUAAACUUCUCCAAAAAAGCUAUAUUGAGCUCGAUACCAAUUUCCGUAAAUAUACUGGAGCCAUUAUAGCGUUAGCUUCAACUCUACACAGAUCCAGAGACAUGAGAAAUUUGUUUGUAGAAUUUUCACAAAUUUUGGAAUUAUUUAAGACUGGUAAUUGGACCAAUCACGAUUUGCAACAAUUUUUAAAUGCUUAUACUGGGUGCGCUUGUGAGUUGGAUGUUAUCAGAACUGAUCUCGGACUUAAAUCUUGCUGGGAAAAGUUCAUGGCGGUUGUUGAAGUUUGCAUGGUAGUUAUGAAUUCUCCCACAUAA
Molecule: messenger RNA, 1074 nt
Organism: Ceutorhynchus assimilis (cabbage seed weevil)
Lineage: Eukaryota; Metazoa; Arthropoda; Insecta; Coleoptera; Curculionidae
Source: the annotation of a GenBank genome assembly